GAAUACUCCCCCAGUUACAAGAGGCGCAGGACUGUGGAGGACUUCAACAAAUUCUGCACCUUUGUCUUGGCCUAUGCUGGCUACAUUCCUUAUCCAAAGGAGGAACUUCCUUUGAGGAGCAGUCCCAGCCCUGCCAACAGCACUGCUGGUACCAUUGACAGUGACGGCUGGGACGCUGGUUUCACUGACAUGGCGUCCUCAGUGCCCUUGCCAGUCUCUGACCGCUGCUUUAGCCACCUGCAGCCCACCCUCUUGCAGCGAGCCAAGCCCAGUAACUUCCUGCUGGACAGAAAGAAAACGGACAAGCUGAAGAAGAAGAAGAAGAGGAAGCGGAGGGACAGUGAUGUGCCCACGAAGGAGGGGUUCAGAGGGGGCUUGCUGAAGCUGGAAGCUGCUGAUCCAUACGUAGAGACCCCCACGAGCCCCACCCUGCAGGAUAUCCCUCAGGCUCCCAGCGACCCCUGCUCGGGCUGGGACUCUGACACUCCCUCCAGUGGGUCUUGUGCCACUGUGUCACCUGAUCAGGUCAAAGAAAUAAAGACUGAAGGCAAACGGACUAUCGUCCGGCAGGGAAAGCAGGUGGUGUUCCGAGACGAGGACAGCACUGGCAAUGAUGAGGACAUAAUGGUAGAUUCAGAUGACGAUUCUUGGGACCUCGUCACCUGCUUCUGCAUGAAGCCAUUUGCCGGCCGCCCCAUGAUCGAGUGUAAUGAGUGCCACACCUGGAUUCACUUGUCCUGUGCAAAAAUCCGGAAAUCCAAUGUUCCGGAAGUGUUUGUCUGCCAAAAGUGCCGGGACUCCAAGUUUGACAUCCGCCGUUCCAACCGUUCUCGAAUGGGCUCCCGGAAGCUGUUUCUGGACUGACUGUGGCUGGAGAAGGGACUGUGGGAGAGGAAUCAGAAGGGACGGUGGGCCUUCUGGCCCCUCUUUCAGUUGAGCACAGAACUCAGCUCUGGUGCGGGCAGAUCCCUGCCAUUCAGGUGCCUAAGCAAAAGGACAGGCUGUCCAAGGUAGAAACUGUACAUAGCCAGGGCCCGAAGGAGUACAGUCUUGGUUGGCCAAAGCUGCUGCAGGAGCUGUGUUCUCUGCAGUGGAAAUGAACUGGACACCCAAGUACAGUGGGUUUGGUUCCGCUGAAAAUGAGGGUACACAGUCAUUGUGUGUUUUCUAUCAUUGGUAACAAAUUCCUGUCAGUUGGAACCAGUGCUCGCUGCUGUUCCUGCUUCCAUGUGUUGGGGAGGGGAGCCGUUUGGGUUCCUGGCCUGUUAAUGAGCAGCCAUACGCGUGUAAGCUUUCUCUCACGUGUCAGUCUUUACCGUAAGUGUACAGCAACCGUCAAAGUUGCCCCUACCUUAGUGGCCCUUCCUCUCCACCUGCUCAGCUGCUGGCUGAGUCCUCUGGGCUCUGAGAGGAGCCCUGCAGGGGAGGGGUGGGCUAACUAGUGACCCUUAGAUUUCCUUCUGUUUGUUAAAAAGGGACAAUAUGUGGCCGCUUCUCUUUGGAAAGGGGGUUGGUUGGGGGGUUGAGGUGGCCUGUGUUCAUAACUCAGUUUCCUGUUUUGCACGAUGUAAAAAACCUGUCUUUUUGCACGAUACAGCCAAAAGUAUUGGCCAAUUUCUUACUGGGUGCCCUUUCUUUCCAGGUGGUAUGGGAGGUCCUGGUGGGGCGCAGGUAAGCUGUUUUCAAGUGUGGGAGUUCUCGGUUUCUCUUCUCGUCAUACUUCAAGCGACAUAAAGAUAGGCAAUCACUGGACACCAGUGGUGUUCCUUUAAAUAAUGGAAAUAAAGAAAAAUUGGGAGGGAGGCCUCUCCCCUGGUUGAUUCUUAAUAUGCCCUUUAUACAGGCUGGCCUGCAGGUUCCUCAGGGCAAGGUUAGGACUUGAAUUCUCCUUUUGAUUUGCAUUGGUGAGUGAGUCAUAAAGCAGUGCUGGCUGUCAGGAAUGUACCACUGACCUGUACAGAGUUCCUUAGAUCUGAAGCAGGAUUCCAGACUGCAGAGGCCCUUGUGAGGCCCAGCUCCAGAGCAAAGGGAGUUGUGGCUGAAGCACCUGCAGAACUGAGCUUGAGAGCAGUGUAGCCCAGGACACUGGUGGUUCUAGGGCUUGGAGUGAGAGGAGGUCUUUGCCUUUCUCCAGCACUUAACAUUGCUCUUAGCAGUUCAAGUACUUGUUUUCGAGAAUAAGUACUUUUGUAAAUUGAUGGGUUUGUUUCUUGUAAGGCAUAAAAAUGGAAGAAUGCCCAAGCCGGUCAUAUUUAUUAAUAUCUGCAGCAGGCUGGGUCCUCCCUCUCCCUGUUUGCAGCUCCCCCUCCACGUGGCACUGUUGUGUGGGGCCACCAGGUAGACUCCUUCUGUGGUCUGUGACUGAAACACUAAGGGGGUUGUUUAACUGUAAUUUAGCUAAUUAGAGCCAUUUUUUUUCUUUCUUCAUUUUUUUUUCUUGUCUAGUAACUCAAAUUUGUCCAGCCAACUGAUUUUUUUUUAUUUUUUUAAUUCUGUUGCUUUUAUUAACACAAAAGAAGAGAGAAAUUGUUUCUGGAACCUAGUUUAUCCUGAAGAUCCCCAAGGAAAAAGUUCUACUAGAGAGAAAAAUAUAAGCUGGUUUAGAAACAACCUUCUCCCAGACAGUUGUCUGGCUCUGAUGAGGGCAAAACAUCCAGGACAAGUUGGAGAAGAAUUUGCCAAAGAUCUGCCCCGUGACAAUGCCUGUCCAGUGUCUUCACCUGCGAAUAACCAAAGUUGCAGUGUUUUGUUUUUGUUUCUUUUUUUUAAGACAAGAUUUUAAAAGUGCAUUUAAGAAUAUGUGUGUGAUUUUAGAAUGGAACUGCCAACUCUGAUAACAUGCUUAGAAGGUCUGAAGCUUCUGGAAUGCUUUCAAUAAUUCAUCUCAAUUUCUGUUUCUUUGAUCUCAUUUUUGUUCCUUUAGUAGAUUCAUUCCUGUGGGUGGUGUCUAAGAAGUCAGACACCAUGGUUUUCGUUAGAUUGAGCUGGGCAGCUUCAUUGAGCUUCUUUAUGCAAGUUAGGCAUGACCCAUCUAGGGGCUCCUGGUUGGUGGCUAAUGAAGUGAGAGGGAAAGAUGUUACCCCCAAAACUAGGCCUUUCCCUGUUGGCUUUGGCCAGGCCAGACACUUAACAUCGUUUACAUGGUUCUGUGUAAUUUUAAAGUUUAUGUGUAUAAAGCGAAGCUGUUUCUGUGAAACUGUAUAUUUUGUAAAUAAAUAUAUUGCUACUUUGAGGUUCA
This is a messenger RNA of Tupaia belangeri chinensis (Chinese tree shrew), 3238 nucleotides long. RefSeq names its product PHD finger protein 13 (gene PHF13). NCBI's taxonomy places the organism in Eukaryota, Metazoa, Chordata, Mammalia, Scandentia, Tupaiidae. The record is from RefSeq and is a predicted model, not a curated record. Gene Ontology annotation, cellular component: nucleus. Gene Ontology annotation, biological process: mitotic chromosome condensation. Gene Ontology annotation, molecular function: chromatin binding.